AUGCCAGAGCGAAUCACCCCAGCGCUGGCUGCGCGGCUGGUGGCCUCGCCUUUGAAGUACAUGCUGCUCGACAUUAACGGCGUGAUUUGGUGCGGCGGGCACGUGAUCGAACGUGUGCCGGAAACCCUGCGAUAUCUGCGCAACCAGGGCAAACAAAUCCGCUUUCUGUCUAACAACGCGUCGCUGUCGCGCGAGCAGCUUCUGCAGAGCCUCGAGAAGAAGGGCAUCGAGUGCGUGACGGUGCAGGAGUGCUACAACAGCGCGUACGCUGCGGCACUGCGGCUGAAGCAGCUGCUAGGGAAAGCGGACGUGCCCGGUGAGGAGCCGCGCGUGCAUGGCAACGUGUUUGUGAUUGGUGAAGAGGGUCUGCACGACGAGCUGCAGCAGGUGCUGGCGCCGGGGUUCAUCACUUACGGCGUGGAGCUGCACGACGCGGAGCGCGCUGGGGGAUACGACACAGAGGCCCUUGGCAGCGCGUGGCGCGUGCCGUGCCUGCCGGCGCCGCAGAAAGGUCUAGUGGUGCGCAAUGGCAAGACGUGUCGCAUGGUGCAGGCCGGCACCGACAAUGCAGAGAAGAUUACGCUCUCCGACCUGAACGCCGUUGCUGUCGUCGUAGGACUGGACAAGCACUUCAACAUCCUCAAGCUGGCGUACGGGUCACUGACUCUGCAAGGGCCACCUGCGACCCUGCGCGGAGAGUCGUACACGCCGCCUUUGUUCUUAGCCACAAACGAGGACCCACAACUUCCUGUUGGGCGUGAUGGCGCCAUGAUCCCAGGCGCUGGGUCCAUUGUGAGCGCUCUGUGCACCGCUGUGGGAAGGCGACCGGACACCGUCUGUGGGAAGCCUAACGAAGACAUGGGGAAGAUCCUGUUCAAGGCAGAGGGUAUCACGAAUCCGCGAGAGGAGUGCAUCAUGAUCGGUGACCGGCUGACCACGGAUGUGGCCUUUGGCAACGCCACUGGGUGCCAGAGCAUGCUAGUGCUGAGCGGCAUCGAAGGGAUGGCGGAUGUGGAGGAAGCGGAGAAACAAGGCAAGACGGAACUGCUGCCUAACUACGUCGGUGAGUCUCUCGCCUGCUUCUUGCCGUCGUGA
Leishmania braziliensis MHOM/BR/75/M2904 is the source of this 1095-nucleotide messenger RNA. RefSeq names its product putative p-nitrophenylphosphatase. The transcript has a single exon. Lineage: Eukaryota; Euglenozoa; Kinetoplastea; Trypanosomatida; Trypanosomatidae. The coding region runs from base 1 to 1095 and encodes 364 amino acids. The record is from RefSeq and is a predicted model, not a curated record. Gene Ontology annotation, molecular function: phosphatase activity.